Arachis ipaensis is the source of this 1823-nucleotide messenger RNA. RefSeq lists its product as uncharacterized. The record is from RefSeq and is a predicted model, not a curated record. Lineage: Eukaryota; Viridiplantae; Streptophyta; Magnoliopsida; Fabales; Fabaceae. Gene Ontology annotation, molecular function: protein binding.
CAGGAAAAGCCAAUAAUGCCCCUUUGGUUGUCUUUGUUACCGGCGGAUAUAUCGGUAUCCGCUAUCUCGUCCACCGUGGCCGCCGCCACGGUCACUGCCGCAACCUUCUUCUUAGUCUGCAAGUCUCACAAAGAAAACCUCAUAACACUACAUCAAGAACAACUGAAACGCAAUCCACGUGGCAAGAUCCUGUUCGUUUCGCCAAUGGGACUUUCAACUUCGGAAGGCCUCUGCAAUUUGUUAGAGUCGAAAGGCCUCGUUUUGGAGGUCGUAGAUGCUCGGAAUUAUGAUCCCGAAGAUCUAUCCAAGGAGAACCUCAUCCUCCUCGUUCAUUCAACUUCGGAUUUUUGCUACCAACAUCACCGACUGUGGGCCUACGAAAAGGACGACAUCAAAGGAGCAAAGGACUUCGCCAGUUGGCUCGUGCAUAACGCGGAGAGCUUUGGGAUCGGAGCGGUUGUUGUGAAGGCUUCCAAUUUCACUGCAUUUGUGGUGGGCAAAAGGGAUGGUAAGAAUUUGAUGGCUAAGGCCGCCAAUCAUUUUAGGGAUUUGGAUCACGUUCAAUGCGGUAAUCAUUUUGAAGAGUGGUGGGGAAGUGUUGUUGCGACGGUUUCAGGAGAUACGGUUGCUAAUGGCAUGUGCGGGGAAUCUGAACCUGAGGAUGAUGUUGGUUGUUCUGAUCCAAAAAGCAUAUAUAUGUUGGUGGAAAAUGUGGAUGAAGUAGAUGGAAAAAGAACCUUCAGGCGCAGGAUGUUAACUAUCACGGAGGCCAACUUUAUGAAGAAUGGAAGUGUUGAUCUUGAAGAUGGAGGUCCUGUGACUGCCCAAUGGCCUGUUGGAGACGAUCUAAUAAUCGAUUCCAACUUACCAACUUUUCAAGGAUUUUGUUCCCUUGGUGGUAGCUUGUUCAUUGCUGGUGGUAUCAUGUGUAACAAUGGAGCAAAAUUUGAAUUUCAGCUAAAAUUGGAACAUUUUUUCCCUGCAAAAAUGUGGUGCCUCAAGUAUGACGGUUCAACCUGGAUUUGGAGUUUAUGCGGAAGCAUGUUCUACCACCGGAUGGAUCCCAUAGUAGUCCCAUACCAUGGCAAGUUGUGCAUCUUUGGGGGUGACAAUGGAGAUGGAUAUUGGGUUGAAGUCUAUGAUCCAAAAUCAGAUUUAUGGGAAAAAAGGGAAGUGUCCGAUUAUACGUACGUAAGCCAGACUCCUAAAUCUUACUUUUUGUGGGAGGACAGAACGGAGCCUCAUAAAAAGACCCUCAUUAUGUUUUAUUUUUCUUCUGGCAAGAAUCAGUGGCUCAAAUCAUAUGACUUCGAGGCCAACCUUUGGGAAUCCUAUUACUGCAAUUUACCGCCAAUUCGUGAUUGUUGUCCUAGGAAACUAAUUCGUUUGGCAUGUAGUAAUUAUCUCCUCAUUGUUGACUCUGCCGAUAUGUGGUACAUUUAUGACUUUUCUGAGAGGAAUCUCGUGGCAGAUGUGCGCGUCAAUGGUUUGGAAGAGCUGACUGGACGGGUGUCAUAUGUUUUCUGUUGCCACUGCACCAGCGAAGAAAGUCUGAUUUAUGUCUUCAUGGAACUAGAUGAAAAGGUUGUUGAAGAACAUGGUGGUGAUCCUGACCUUGUUCCUUAUGCUAGAGUCAAGCUCCAAAUGAAUGGUAAUUUUUUCGCCAAGGUUGAAUCCAAGGGUAAUCUUAAAGUUGGUCCCUAUAGCAAACUCUAUAUGUUUGCUGUUGGAGACCAAGACACUAAAUUAAAUGGAGGAUUGUAGCUUAGUUUUGCGCAUCAUACGGGCGUGGUGGCCAUUAUAUUAAUAGGAAUAGUUAGGUA